AUGAAAUCAACCCGACGAGAAAUGAAUGAAACAUCUGAGAUAGGCCAAACAAAUGAAGAAGUAACAUACUCGUUCCGUUUUGGUCCUUCUAAUAAACUUAUUCGUCUUACCCAGCAACAACUUGAUGCUACUCCUUAUUUAUCUGCUCUCGUAGCUCAUAAAGAUGAUUUUUUAUCAAGUCAAAAUGAAAGUGGUGAAUAUGUCUUGAGUUCUAGAAUACGUUACACUUGGUUUAUAGCUAUUCUUCGUUCCAUUACAACAGAACAUCCAUCUGUUUUGUUUACUGAACUAUCACAAGAUGUAAACGUAUUGGGCAUGCUUCGGUUACAUGAUUAUCUAUGUGUAAAUCCAUUAUCAGUUCCUCUUUUGAAAGAUGUACAUUUAGCUCGAUCAAAUUCGAUCAAUACUGAGAAUGCCAACGAAUGUGCUGAAUAUCGUCGAGCAAGUCCUUUGGAAGCACGCGAUACGGCUGUUCAGUUCAUCGUAGCUCUUGCCAGAAAUGAAUACAAUUUGGAUGAUUUUGAAACAAUCCAAUGCAGCUUCUCUCUAGUCAUGGUUAUUCUGUCCUAG
Rotaria sordida is the source of this 570-nucleotide messenger RNA. Lineage: Eukaryota; Metazoa; Rotifera; Eurotatoria; Philodinida; Philodinidae. The record is from the annotation of a GenBank genome assembly.